AUGCCGUCCAAGAAAGUGCUGAUCAUCCUCAGCGAUGCACACUCUUUUCCUAUUCAUAAAACCAGUGGACCCAACGCUGGCAAAGUGGAAGCCCAGCCCUCAGGAUUCUUCCUCCAGGAGCUUGCAAAACCUCUACAGAAACUCCUUGAUGCCGGUCACGAGGUAACUUUCGCCUCACCGAAAGGCCAAGAACCUACGACAGAUCCAAAUAGUGAAUCGUUACUCGCCUAUGCAGGCAACUUCUACGAACGUCGACGCGAACUUGAACUCAUUGAACGCAUGAAACGUGAGAAUGGGUUCAGUCAUCCUCUACCCUUCAAUACCCUCAGCAAUGAGAAGUUGGCCACGUUCGCGGGCCUCUUUAUUCCAGGUGGACAUGCCCCUCUUCAAGACCUUGGGGACAACCCAGAGCUGGGGCGAAUCCUGCGUUACUUUAACAAGGAAAAUAAACCCACAGCUGCCAUUUGCCAUGGGCCUUAUGCUCUAUUGAGUACAAAGAAGACGGGUGAUGGCUCAUUUGCCUAUGAAGGGUAUAAGAUUACCUGCUGGAGUGACGCUGAAGAGAAAAUGAUGGAGAGCCUAUUCGGUGGGGAGAUUGAGAAAGUUGAGACUGCAUUGAGAAAUGCAGGUGCCGUUAUGGUUGAAGGCAUGCCUGAGAAAAUUGGUGGGACUACAUUGCAUCGGGAACUGGUCACUGGAGGUAAUCCGUUAGCAGCAAAUGCCUUGGGUGAUAGAUUUUUGAGGAUGAUCAGUGUAUGA
Messenger RNA from Penicillium antarcticum, 759 nucleotides. RefSeq names its product type 1 glutamine amidotransferase domain-containing protein. The record is from RefSeq and is a predicted model, not a curated record. The coding region runs from base 1 to 759 and encodes 252 amino acids. Lineage: Eukaryota; Fungi; Ascomycota; Eurotiomycetes; Eurotiales; Aspergillaceae. The transcript has a single exon.